This is a messenger RNA of Archocentrus centrarchus (flier cichlid), 2464 nucleotides long. RefSeq names its product adipocyte plasma membrane-associated protein. The transcript has 9 exons. Gene Ontology annotation, cellular component: endomembrane system. Lineage: Eukaryota; Metazoa; Chordata; Actinopteri; Cichliformes; Cichlidae. The coding region runs from base 286 to 1437 and encodes 383 amino acids. Gene Ontology annotation, molecular function: hydrolase activity. The record is from RefSeq and is a predicted model, not a curated record.
GACACCCGCAGUGUUUCCAACUUAGAGUUGGUAACUUUUCAGACCCCCCCCCCCCCCCAAGCGACUUUUUACAAAAAGCGACAAAUGUAACGACUUUUUCCGGUGAUUUCGGCGACUUUUGGAGACAGCCGCGAAAGCCGAAAUCUUCCACCGUCACCGCGUUUAGUGUCAAACAGCAUUCGGACAUCCUCAGCUCGUGAGACAACCACAAGGACUUGAAAAGUUGGCACUGACUUCCGCCGACGCAGCCUUUGAUCCAGCCGGCGGAACGAACGAGCUGCAGCAAUGUUGGGGAGAAGAUCUCUGUUAGUGGCCCUCCUGGCUGUAGCUGUUGGAGUAUACCUGCUGCCGUCUCCCAUCGACCCCAAACCACAUGUACUGAAGGGGCCUCCUCCGGCCCUGGAGGGGCCGCUGGGUGUCAACACCCGUCUGCAGAGAGGCCGCAGGCUGUUCACUGGAAAACUACACGGACCAGAAUCCUUCACUGCUGAUGAGCAUGGUAACGUGUACACAGGAACAGUGGACGGGAAGCUGUGGAAAAUCGGUCCUGAUGACAGCCUGACCUUCAUCACUCAGAUGGGACAGAAUCUCCCAGAAUGUGGCAGCAGUACAGACUAUGAGCCUGUGUGUGGUCGCCCUCAUGGCAUUCGUUUGGAUCGUCACGGUCAGCUGAUCGUUGCCGACUCUUACAUUGGGCUUCACAGCGUGGAUCCCAAAAACGGAGAAAAGACUUUACUCCUGGCUAAUUCAGAGGGUGCCGAUGGCGUUCCCUUUGCCUUUUUAAACGGGCUGGAGAUUUCCUCCCAGACUGGAAUAAUCUAUUUCACCGACUCCUCCAGUCGCUGGGGACGCAGACACGUCAAACUGGAGGUGAUUGAGCUGAACAGCCUCGGUCGUCUCCUCUCCUACAAUCCCCGGUCAGGAAGCGUGACUGUGCUGCUGGACUCUCUCUACAUGCCCAACGGCAUCGUCCUAUCACCUGACGAAGACUUCCUGUUACUGGCAGAGACCAGCAUUGGACGCAUACUGAGGUAUUGGUUGAAAGGUCCAAAAUCUGGUACCAAGGAGGUCAUCAUGGACAACAUGAUUGGUUAUCCCGACAACAUCCGCCUCAGUGACCAUGGGACAUUCCUGGUUGGCAUAACAACACCUCGCUUUCGAAAGUUCAUGCCUCCUUUCCUGGAUAUGAUUGCUCCGUACCCGGCGGUCAAACGCUUCCUGGCCAAGGUUAUUCCGCUGAGCUGGUACAACAUACUGCUCCCACGCUACUCUCUGGUCCUGGAGCUGGGAUUAGAUGGUGAACUUGUGGGAACACUUCACGACCCGGAAGGCCGUCUGACGUGGGCCAUCAGUGAUGUCUUCCAGCACCGAGGGAGAACCUACCUGGGGAGCACAGAUCUGCCGUUCCUGCCCAUCUUGGAGGGCUGGGAUAGCUAAUGAUGAUGGAUGACAGCUAAAGAGUCCUUCUUUUAUGCGGAUGCAGGAUUCUUCCCAUUAGGACAACCACUAGUAGUUCCAGAGUGCUAAACUGAGCAAACGUCCAGAAACCGGAGAGGUAAGACUGCUCAGUUUAAAGAAAGAACAAUAAGAGGUUCACUGAACUCUGAGCAGAUGACACUAAUCCUUCUUACUCAACGCUGAAAAGCAGAAAAAGUGACUUAGAAGUUAGUUCAGAUUAAGCAGAAACUUUAAAUCAAGAGGGGAUGAAGAUAUCCUCAGUUAAGUGGCUUAAAAGCCGUUUUUGGACCGGAUGCCUGCAGGAAAACAAACUGUAAUAAACUGAAAUAUGACUGUAGAGACGCCUGCUGUCUUUCCAACCAUCACAGACUUUGAGUUUGCCUCAAAGCUACCACUGAGACUCUGGCCUGAAUUGUCAAACUUCUUUUCUUACAUUUUUUUUAAAUUAACCUUAUAAAUGUGAAUUUUAGACAGUCUUAAAAACUGGGAUGUUUAGUAUUAAUGUUGCAAAGUUAGUCUUAAGUAAAAAUUUUUAUACUAUAACAUUCCUCUGAGACUCAGUCCUUGAAUCCUCAUUUUUAACCAAAUAUCUUUGCAUUUGGGAUGACAUAACAGGAAUUUUGUAACAUUUGACCACAAUUCGUCCAUUAACCUAGAUAUUUAUCGUCAACUUCAGCUUACAGUUUUUUGUAUUGUACUGCAUUUUGUGAGCAAAUCUGACUAAAAACCUGACUUACGGUUAGCUUUCAAGAGGAGAUGGAUUCCUGCAAACAUCGUCAUGAAAACGGGUCAAAACAAAUUACUGUAAAUGUAAUCCCAACAUGUAAGAUGAAGUUCUCAUUCUGUUUGAGCAUCCACCAUCUGAAGAGCUUAUAUGAAAGAGAGGCUGCCCUUUAAAAUUUUAAAAGUUCAGGCUUCUCACAGGAUGCACUGAGGCUACAGAAAAGCCCAUAUGAGGGAAUAACUGAAACAUGCAAAGCAACUCUUGUAGUCAAAUAAAAAUAUG